This is a messenger RNA of Serendipita indica DSM 11827, 1533 nucleotides long. Lineage: Eukaryota; Fungi; Basidiomycota; Agaricomycetes; Sebacinales; Serendipitaceae. The record is from the annotation of a GenBank genome assembly.
AUGGCUUCAAAUAUGAUGCUUGAUGGGUACAUUGUCGAAUCUGUAAACGACAACAAAAAGGAUGGUGGCCAAAGCGCGACUGUCGGCCAACCAGUCCCUCUGACCAUGCCGGAGCCACGUCCGGCACCUCCAUCGAACGAUAGCAAUCAGGAAGUGCCUGCCAAGAGCGAGCCAGUAUCGAUGCCCGUUCCUCUUCCGACUGGUGUUCCUGCCCCGCCGCCAGCUCAGCCAGGAGCAGCAGGGAUUCUGGAAGAGACAGUUGUAGAGGAAAAGAAGACAGCGCUUCGAAGAUCAACAACCAGCUCCUCCAGCUCUUCUAACUCUUCUUCCAGGGAUAACAAGGAGAAGCCGACGGACUAUGAAAACAUUGAAUUUGAGGUCAAGGACGAAGAAGUAAUCUCCCAUGAUCCGAUUCUGAGUCGUGAUGUGAAUGCGCUCUCAUACUUCGUCGAAGAGCAUGGUAGUCUUAAGCCGGAUUACUAUGUUACAUUGAGGGGAACACAUACAGAGAAGCGCACACGAGUUGUUCGCAGAGACGGUCGUGACCGCAUCGAGACGUACACUGUAACCAUUGUCGAUUUCGAAUUCAGCAUCGACAUCUCCCCACAUCUGAAAAAGGCCAAACCAAUCGUCUACACGGUUGCAGAUCAUGUCCCGGCGUUUCGAGGAGGUAUGCGGAUGGCGACGGAACCGAACGGACCUACGAGGAUCGAAUCGAGGCGGAUGGUAACGAGUGAUGAGCAAGACAUACAGGAAUCAUGGGAGCAGGAAACGGAAUCCGUCGGUCGGCCACCAUGGAUCAGCCGACCUCGCGAUGGAGGCAGAAGCGAUGAGGAGGCGUAUGUGGGAUUGGCGAACAAACCUCUCGCAUCAGGACGUAGUGUCGAAGAAUGGUUAACCGACUACAUCCGGAGCCGUCGAGUCGUCAAAGACUUCAAGGUUACCAAAUCAGUCUACGGCUGGAAUACUCUAUCCCUGUCUACCUCGCUCACAGAACUCGUCGAGGCGGCUGGAUAUAGAAACACGCAUCCGACUGGCCACAUCUCCGUCGAAUUUACACAAUCAAGCAAAUGUGUCCACAUACGGUCACCCAACUUUGUUUCCAAAAUAUUUUCGUCAAAACUGUACAUCUUCCUCACCUGCCUCAUCCUCGUUUUCCCUUUCCUCUGGCUUUGGAGACGCUUCUGGCCGGGUGCAGGGGGAAAGUGGGCCGUAAUGGGCACUGCUUUCCCGAUAAAGCAUUGGGAACUCGUUCGUGGUACGACGCCAGGGGAAACAGUCGAGGCAGCUCAGGUAAGACUUGGCGGCAAGGACCUCGUUCCGGCUGGCGAGAGAAUGAAACGGUUGCGUGUUACACCAGAGGGGGUAUGGAUCCUUCGCGGUACGCACGAGAGUGAAUGGUUCCGCGAAUGGCAAGAAUCGAUCCUCGCUGCAGUCAAGACGGGCACAAAGUCAGAGUGGCUCCACAAGAUGAAGCUCCAGACAGAAGAGGAGAGAGUGAACGAUAUCGCUAAUAACCUCGAUCAUGUAUGA